AUGGGCAAUUCUUUAGAUCGUCUCGUUGGGUAUGAGGAUAUACCGUCGGAAUCAACUUCAAACGUAUCGGAUGGGCGCAAAAGGCGAAAGAAUGGCGCUGUUGAAAGCCCACCGAUGAAAAUCGCCAAGCUUGACACGGCUAAAUAUGUUUAUGAGCGCUUAUUUCUGCAGGGGGAAGGUUCCGAUGUCACAGUGCACGCCGUUGGCCAUGUGUGGCACCUUCAUAAGUUGUACUUGAGACAAUGCAAGUAUUUCGAGGUUUUGAUGCAAGGAAAUUGGAAAGACUCUAAAGACGAUGUCAUCCAUCUCAACUUCCCUGAUGAAAAUGUCACUCGCGAAGGUCUUCAUGCAGUGUUGGGCUCUCUCUAUCACAAUCAAAUUGAACUCGACUUGGAUAAAGUGGAAGGGGUCCUGUCUGCUGCAUCAGUUCUCCAGUUGGAAAGUGUGCUGGAGCGAUGUGGUGAUGCAAUGGCCGAAAAUAUUUUACCAAGCAACGUGCUGCGAUACCUCAAUCUGGCAGAGAUGUAUGGUCUCCCACAGGUACUGAAUAGAGCCUAUCACUUGCUGAAGUGGAACUUCUGGAGAUUUAUGAAAUCAAAGGAGCAUCUAAGAGAGCUGAAGUGGGUUAUUUUUCAAGUCUACUCCAACAUGACGGUAGGUGCUUCAUUUCUGCCAGAAGUGACCCUUUUCUCACGGUCACCCGCAUUAGCCUCAUUGAACAGAGGAGUGACGCCCUUUUCACUUAAAGAAUGA
Messenger RNA from Cooperia oncophora, 753 nucleotides. NCBI's taxonomy places the organism in Eukaryota, Metazoa, Nematoda, Chromadorea, Rhabditida, Trichostrongylidae. The record is from the annotation of a GenBank genome assembly.